Messenger RNA from Paramuricea clavata, 774 nucleotides. Lineage: Eukaryota; Metazoa; Cnidaria; Anthozoa; Malacalcyonacea; Plexauridae. The record is from the annotation of a GenBank genome assembly.
AUGGUCCGGCGCGGCUUAGUGAAACUAAAGAGUUUUGUUGUCGAUUUAUUCGGCGAUGAAGGCAAGUGGAGCUCGCCUGGUGAGAGUGCGAAAUUAUUUCAAAGUAAUUGGAUUAGCAUUACUUGGUACGCUAAUACGGAAUCAAUUUUAUUUCAAGGCGAACCGGGAAUUAAACUGAAGGAACUAAUAGAGAACUCUUCCAAGAAUAGGACAACAACGAACUUGAUAAAUAUAAGCGAGUCAAAAUGUUAUGACCGCUUAUUCGACGAAUUAAUCGAAGUUAAGCAGAGCGUAGCAAAUAUGUCAAGCGCUAUGAACAAACUUUACGAUCAUGUAGCCUUUACAGUUAAUUCCAUCUAUAGUCAAGACCUAACCUCAAAGAAAACGGUGUCUGAAUGUGGUAUACAGACAGAUAUAUACCCGAUGAGUUCAAAUCUUGCUCACAUUGAUAAUCAAGGCACAAUCUUUAAGAAUGCGGUGUGUGAGAUCGGUAUUCAAACGGACGUUAACCCGGUAAACGAAAUUCUUACCCAGAAUAGAGUCAAAGAGCAUAUACCCAGUUCGUUUUACGAGCUUUCAACCGAUCUUGAGGGCACCAAAUUAGACAUCGUAAUUAUGGAACGCAAAAUUGCAAGUGGGGUUCGUGAGAAUGGUCAAGCAUUAGAUCAAACUCGUGCCGAAUUGGCAGAUAUCAGAGAUGAUCAGCAGAAAGCCGCACAUCGCGAUAAAGCAAUAAUAGAGUUAUUGUCAAAGCAAAACAAGUGCUCUCUCUGA